UGGUAGGUGAAGUCUCGGUACGUUAUUUUGGCAGAAUUAUCCACACAGCUACAAAAUCGCUCAACAAAUGACUCCCAUGGAGUCGAAUCUAAAUCUGACCUUGACCUAACAUUAAACACGACGAACAAUUAGUCUUUUUUUAAUUGAAUCAAUGCGAAAAAAAUAAUAGGCAGUACACAGACACACCAUCGUUGACUUGAACCAAAAUUAUGAAAUGCCCACAUGAGAAAUACAUUCACUUGGACAAUUAUGCAACAGGAGCUGCAUCGGCUGCGCUGUGCUCCAUGCCUCCUGAUCGCAUCAAGCCUUGGAGUCUUAAACCCAUUUGUCCUGGAUUUGAUAUGACAUUUCAUCAUCUACACUGAUUUUGUGAAGAUAAUAAUUGAUUUAGACAACCCAUCAGCUAAUUUGAGAACAUAAUUUAUAGAAAGGCUUGCUCUUCUAUUGCUGAAUACAUUGUGAAGAUGAGCAAUACAAGAGUAAGGCAGCCCCAGGUACUGUCAGUGCCUAGACCUGAUUCUAUGCCUUGUAACACGCUAAAGAAUGGAUUCAAAUCUCCUGUUUCUGUUGAAACAAAUCCUUUGAACCCUGAAAGUUCCAUAGAGUUUGAUAUAUUGGUGGGUGCAUCAUCUAUGGCACGCUUUGGUAUGGAUAUAGGUGGGACACUAUGCAAAGUUGUCUAUUUUGAGCCUGCUAGACCAUCUGAAGACGAACAUUUAGAGCCAGUAUCAUGUAAAGGUGCGGGGAUCCACAAGAAAAUUGUUGUUUCUGGUGCUGAACCUAUUGCAGAAACUGAUAUACAGAAUAGUGUGCAUUUUGAAAUGAUGUCUGGUUCAGGCAAAUUACCGGACCAGCUGAGAAAUUCAGAUCAACAUAGUAACUCUGAGGGUGGAAUGCAAGGAUGUAUCAAUAUUGAUGGUAUUAGGACUUCUUUAGCUACAGCGAAUGGAGAAUUUCCAAAGGAAGGGGAACGUUCCAUUAGCCAUCCAGAAAGUAAUGUUCGCAAGAUAUGGCUAUCCAGCCAUGUGCCUGUUGAUUUGCCAGCUCGUGGAACUCUUCAUUUCAAAUGUUUUGAGACCUGGAGAAUAGAGGAAUUUUUGAGACUUACACAAGAACACUCUCUUGUUGGUCAAGGCCGAGCUAUUGGAGCAACUGGGGGUGGAGCUCGAAAAUUCUUUGACAGAUUUUUUGACAUUGCUGGUUUGUGCCUUCAGCAUUAUGAUGAGUUAAAGAGCUUGGUGCGAGGUAUCGACUUUUUGGUCAGGAAUGCUCAACAUGAAAGCUUUGAGCAUCCUAUAGGUUCAUAUAAAGCAGGGCAUAUACAACGUCCUUGGAAGUCACAUGAAAAUAGCAGUGAUGAUGAUGACAAUGAUUGUCGUCUUAGGGAGAAAGGAAGACAACAUGGUGGGGACGAGAAUAGUAUGAAACUUCAUUCCAAUGAGGAUGCCAUUGAAAAGAGUGAUGAUGGAGAGAAGCUAAGGACUACAGCAGUCUCAGAAAGCCCUCAUCCUGAAAGAGAUGGCAACAGUGUAUUGUUAGAUGGGAGCCAGAACUUGUACCCCUAUCUUGUGGUAAAUAUUGGGUCUGGUGUUAGCAUUUUGAGAGUGGAUUCUCCAGACAAGUUUCAGCGUGUUGGUGGCACAAGCCUUGGUGGAAGCACAUUUUUGGGGCUUACAUCAGCAUUAACAGGUUGCAACAGCUUUGAAGAAGCUGUUAAUCUAGCUGUGAGAGGAGACUCAACACAAAUUGAUAUGCUUGUGGGAGAUAUAUACGGUGGUGACUAUAUGGAGAUGGGUCUAGCAGCAACAACAGUGGCAAGCUCAUUUGGGAAGCUCGUUGAGCCAGCUAAAAGGGAUGCAGCAGUGAAGACACCUGAGCAUCUGGCAAAAGCAGUUUUACUAAUGAUAACAAAUAACAUUGGCUCAAUUGCAAUGUUGCAUGCUCGUGCAUCAGGUGUUGACCAUGUUUUGUUUACAGGCAGUUUUUUACGUGGCAAUAAAGUAGCAACAAAGCUAUUAUCAGUUGCCAUGCAAUUUUGGUCCAAAGGCCUGAUUAAGGCAAUAUUCUUGAGGCAUGAAGGGCAUGCUGGAGCAGUUGGGGCAAUGCUAUAUGCCUUGGACCCAACUUCAAAGGAAGAUGCUAUCUUACUAGCAUAAUUAUUUUAGUUCUGGCAAUAAUGUAUUGAUAUAUUGUUACGGGAAUGGCAAACCAAAUUACUAAUGAUUAAAAAGGAAUUGCUUAAUAGGACAGCAUAAUUCUUCUUAUGCGUUGAUGUCAACCCUAGGUACUUCUGUAUAUAUUUAUUUCUUUAUCUCCAGUUUCUAGAGAUGGACAAGAGUGGCAGUAAUUACUUGGUAAUUUGUGUAUAUAAUCUCUCCAUUAUCUCCAGCCUCUAGAGGUGGACACUUAGCAGUACAUAUUAAUGGUGUGUAAAUAAACGACUUUGGGAUGCCCAUGCCCAAGCUGGAAGAGGCUUUUAAUCAAACAGGGAAAUUCCUUGAAGUAUAAUUGUCGCUGAAAUUAUAUCUGAUAUAAUAGAAAUAAUUACCCCAUAAGCAACACAUGGGAACAA
Cryptomeria japonica (Japanese cedar) is the source of this 2572-nucleotide messenger RNA. Its product is annotated as pantothenate kinase CAB1. Gene Ontology annotation, cellular component: cytosol; nucleus. Gene Ontology annotation, biological process: coenzyme A biosynthetic process. Lineage: Eukaryota; Viridiplantae; Streptophyta; Pinopsida; Cupressales; Cupressaceae. The transcript has 13 exons. Gene Ontology annotation, molecular function: ATP binding; pantothenate kinase activity. The record is from RefSeq and is a predicted model, not a curated record. The coding region runs from base 465 to 2156 and encodes 563 amino acids.